CAGAUCUUUGAUUUAUAAACUGUUACUUCCAGGAGGUGAAUGUUUUCGUCAUAAAGGGUUAUAAACUCCACUUGAAAUCUCCAAUCGUGUACAAAUCUGAUGUGUUUGUAGGAAGAAAUGUUGACUAACUACAAAUUACUAUGAUCCUUUUAUAGCUUUAUGACCGGACUCCGCCUUCAAGUCAUCGUUUUCAAGUGUUUUUAAAGUAUUGUAAUCGGAUUUCAGGCUUAGCGACAUCAAUGGGUUAUCAGUCCAAAAGAUAAAGACCCUCAUGCACUAUCGAAAAAAGCUUAUAGUGUCUGUUUUUCCGAUGUGGAAGCAAUUUUUGAAAUGAGCAGACAGUAUUGAAAAAUGAGAGCAACUAUAGACCUGUCGGAUCUACAUUUCAACUUUGAUGAAGAAGAAUCCAAUCAGCUUCCGCCAAUAUUCAUCCGCCAUAUUUCAACUUUUGAGCACAAGUUGAGCAGUGUCAUCUCAGCUAUAUGUCCAACUUCUAAUAAUGUUGCUUGGAUUUCUUGCAACAGUGAUGCCAUUGUUGCACAAUAUCAGAAAGAUGGAAGGGAAAUAAAACGAAUAUCAACGCCAUUUUAUGUUGACGAUAUGAAAUUGACAGAGAACGGACAUUUACUAGUGGCACCGGAUAUGGGCAAUGAUAUUAAAUUCCUUGACGUGCAGUCAACAGAAACGAUUAAUUUUACCAAAGUUCAUCCAUUUGUGACAAGAGGUUUGUUUAUCUCAAGGGAAAACGAUUUGUAUGUGAGUUUACAUAGUGAAACUAUCUCAAAAGUCGUUAAGAUGAAUUCAUCUGGCGAGAUUCUACGAGAGUUACACAAAGAUCGUGCCAAUAUACAAUUGUAUUCCGAUCCUGAUAAAAUCGCCGUUAAUAGUCAUGGUGACGUCAUAGUCUUGGAUUGGGCCACAAAGUGCAUUAUAUCUCUAGACAUUUACGGACGAUACCGGUUCAAGUACAACGGUAAAAUCAGAAAGGUUGUUCACUGUGAAAUUUUUACACCGACGGACAUCGUCUGUGAUAAAUACGACAAUAUUUUGAUUUGUGAUUGUGACAACAAUGUCGUGCAUAUGCUGGACAGACACGGUCAGUUUCUCCGUUUUUUGGUCUCUGAGGAGAACGGAGUGACCUGUCCGUGUGCUUUAGCCUUGGAUGAGGACGGGCAACUCUGGUUGGGGGAGAUGAAUGGACAGAUCCAUGUUAUUCAAUACUAUUCCAAUAAAUAAUCAGUUUGUUUUAGGCGCAUCCAUGAUUAUUAAA
Molecule: messenger RNA, 1270 nt
Organism: Saccostrea echinata
Lineage: Eukaryota; Metazoa; Mollusca; Bivalvia; Ostreida; Ostreidae
Exons: 1
Coding region: 352-1236 (294 amino acids)
Source: RefSeq, a predicted model, not a curated record